Messenger RNA from Pocillopora verrucosa, 3646 nucleotides. RefSeq names its product 2-oxoadipate dehydrogenase complex component E1. Gene Ontology annotation, molecular function: thiamine pyrophosphate binding; oxoglutarate dehydrogenase (succinyl-transferring) activity. Gene Ontology annotation, biological process: tricarboxylic acid cycle. The record is from RefSeq and is a predicted model, not a curated record. Lineage: Eukaryota; Metazoa; Cnidaria; Anthozoa; Scleractinia; Pocilloporidae.
UGUGCCAUGAGAGUGUAAAGUCACGCGGGACUGUGACUUUUCUGAUGUUUGAUAUCAUGCCAGUGUGAAGGAGCCCUCAGCAUAAGUUCCACAAUCAACAAACAUCAUCAUGUGGAGAAUUAUUCCACCUGUGAUACCUUUGAAGAAUUUACACCAAGUUGUCCUAAGGAGCAGUGUUAAUACUGUCAAACUGUAUCAUGCAAAGAGUGGAUGUUUUGGUUACAGGCCUGCUCCUCAAAUAAUCCACGCAGAGAGUGAAGAGGAGUUGCAGAAUAGAAUCAAGAAUGCCAAUAUUCUCAGACUAGUAAAUGCUUACAGAGAACAUGGGCAUAAAUUUGCAGAUGUAAAUCCUUUGAAGGCAAAAAACAGAGAUUUUCAAAGUGUUUUAAAGAACUCCAAGGAAUUUUCCUUGGAAAAUUUCGGUUUGGAUAAUGUGGAUGUAAAUAGAUCUUUCAAGUUAUCAGGGUUGUUAUGUUAUAAUGGUCAAGAGGAAGCCACUCUCUCAGAAAUUCUUACACAUUUGGAAAAAGUUUAUUGUGGGCAGCUAUCGGCAGAAAUACACCAUAUUGAAGAUGAGUCAGAGAAGCUUUGGUUGGCUCAGCUGAUUGAAAAGAGUGUUCUGUAUUGGACACUAGAAAAUGAAUCUAAAAGACAGACCUAUUUAGCAAAGCUGUUGUUGAAAUCUGAGGCAUUUGACAAUUUUCUUGCCAAAAAAUUCCCAACAGUCAAGAGAUAUGGAGCUGAAGGAGCAGAGAGCAUGAUGGCAUUUUUUGAUGAACUUUUUCUUCAGUCUUCUUACAGUAAAAUCCAAGAGUUAGUCUUAGGCAUACCACAUAGAGGCCGACUCAACCUUCUAACUGGUCUUCUGAAAUAUCCCACAGCCCAACUGUUCCACAAGAUAAAAGGAAAUUCUGAGCUUCCUCCAGGAGCACAGGGCAUUGGUGAUGUCCUCUCUCAUCUGUACACUUCUGUGGAUCUUGAGGAUUAUGAUUUGCGAGUGACCAUGUUACCAAACCCAUCACACUUGGAAGCUGUCAAUCCUGUGACGGCUGGUAAGGCAAGGGGUCGGCAGCUUACAUUAAAGGAUGGUUGCUUUAGCAAUCUUGCGGACAGUCCACUGGGUGAUAAGGUGCUCAGUGUAAUGGUUCAUGGAGAUGCUUCAUUCUCUGCUCAGGGUAUUGUAGCAGAGACAUUUUGCCUGGCAAACCUACCACAUUACAGUGUUGGUGGCACAAUCCAUUUGAUUGUUAAUAACCAGCUUGGCUUCACUACCCCUGGGGAGAGAGGAAGGUCUUCUAGAUACAGCAGUGAUGUUGGUAAAAUGAUUGGAUGUCCUGUACUUCAUGUUAAUGGAGCUAAUCCCGAGGAAGUGGUCCGAGCUUGUCGCUUGGCUUUUGAAUACAGAAGGAAGUACAGAAAGGAUGUUAUCGUUGACAUGCUCUGUUACAGACGAUGGGGUCACAAUGAGAUUGAUGAUCCAUCUUUCACACAACCGGUCAUGUACCAAGAAAUAGAGAGUCGUCCUAGCGUGCCCGUGCUCUAUGCCAAUAGUUUAGAGCAGAAGGGCGUGGCUGCGAUCGGAAGCGAGGGUGACAGUCAAUAUACCGAUUUUCUUAAUGAUCAAUUGAAGCGUUCAGAUAACUUUAUUCCUCAAACGAGUCACCUUGAGGGACACUGGAAAGGCUUUGUUCAGGCCAGUCCAGAUAAAAUUACUACUUGGGACACAGGGUUUCCCCUGGAAGGCUUGCUCUUUGUUGGAGCGAAGUCUGUCGAAACACCCGACUCCUUUAACAUUCACCCGCACCUGAAAAAGACUCACGCGGAGGCCAGGAUAAAAAAACUAGAAAGUGGCGCCGGAAUUGACUGGGCUACUGCAGAAGCUCUCGCCAUCGGAAGUCUUCUUCAUCAAGGGUAUCACGUGCGCUUUAGCGGGCAAGAUGUCGGAAGAGGAACAUUUAGCCACAGACACACGAUGCUGGUCGAUCAACAAACAGACGAGAUGUUUGUACCACUGAAUAAUAUGUCCGAACAACAGAAAGGAUUCCUUGAGGUGGUCAACAGUCCUUUGUCAGAAGAAGCUUGUCUCGGUUUUGAAUAUGGCAUGAGUAUUGAGAACCCAAAUCACUUGAUCAUCUGGGAAGCGCAGUUCGGAGAUUUCUUCAACGGCGCGCAGAUUAUCAUCGACACAUUCAUAUCAGGAGGAGAGGCAAAGUGGUUGCUUCAGAGUGGUCUGGUGAUGUUACUGCCUCAUGGCUAUGAUGGUGCAGGACCUGAACAUUCUUCUUGUAGAGUAGAGAGAUUCCUUCAGAUGACAGACAGUCGAGAAGAUGGAGUGGACGGCGACUGUGUGAACAUGCAAAUAGUGAACCCAACCACGCCUGCGCAGUACUUCCACUUACUACGUCAGCAAAUGGUCCGCAACUUCCGGAAACCACUGAUUGUCGUUGGACCGAAGUUGUUAUUAAGACUUCCGGCUGCGGUAUCGACCCUUCAAGAAAUGGGCCCAGGAACACAUUUUAGACCGGUGCUUGGAGAUGCCAGUGUAAAUAGCGCUUCAGUGCGCCGUGUUGUGUUCUGUUCUGGAAAGCAUUAUUACGCUUUAGCCAAGCAAAGAGAGGCGACCAACAGCUUAGAUACAGCCAUUAUAAGACUGGAGUCGUUAUGCCCGUUUCCUGCUGAAAUGAUUCGUCAAGAGCUGAAGAAGUUUCCUCAAGCGAAAGAAUUUGUUUGGAGUCAAGAGGAGCAAAGGAAUAUGGGAGCCUGGAGUUUCGUAUCACCGCGAUUUGAGAAUAUUGUGGGAGUUAAGCUCAAGUAUAGUGGUCGAAGAGUUCUGGCUGUUCCUGCAGUUGGCAUUGGAAAGCUGCAUUCGCAAGAAGUAACCGACAUUUUGAGUGGCACGUUCCCAAAUAAAGACAAUUAACCAUAAUGCUUGGCGCUACAGUUGAAGAUAGUCCUAAAUCAUCCUGUCUCUUCCCUUGACAAAUGUCUUAUGGCACCAUGCUGGAACUUAAGUCUCCCUGCCUGGGCUAAAUCUGAAGAGAAGUCUGACGUUUUUCUAAGGAAAUUUAUGGAAAAGCAAGGGAGACUGAGUAACGUCCUACAAAUGAGGAAUUUAUUUGUACCGCGACUAACUUAUUACUUCAGGUUGUAAAGAAACCGCUCUUAAAAAAUAACAUUUACAACUUGUAAGUUGUCAAAGAAGACUUAAAUCUGCUCUAAGCAUCAAAGCUAAAGUUUGGUUUGACAAAAAGUAAAUAUUUUAAUUAUUUUACAUAUUUAUCAUUCCGCUCUCAAGAUAUGAAAGUUAAGGCUCUUAUCUAAUACCAUAUUUAAAACUGCAUUAAAAUCUCAAAUACUGUCGAAAUUGUCCCUGCGGACUCCUCCGUAAUAAGGAGACUUUUCUCCUUCCUGUCGGUGUCCCUACUAGAGAGGUUCGACUGUAGAAUAAACAAAAAAUCAGUUGAAAAUCGAAGAGUCGACAGAUCUCUAUUUAAGUUUUAUUUAUCACUGGUUAAAACCGGAAAACUUGAACUUUGAAAUCGAUGGAGAGGAUUGAACUGAAAUCUAAAUAUUCUUCUUAAUUAAAUAAUUCUUCCAAUCCUGCUCUUGUAUACGUCUUGCAAUAAAACGUAAUUAAACCAAGGGA